Molecule: messenger RNA, 1810 nt
Organism: Achroia grisella
Lineage: Eukaryota; Metazoa; Arthropoda; Insecta; Lepidoptera; Pyralidae
Gene: fne
Product: ELAV-like protein 1
Exons: 1
Coding region: 228-1361 (377 amino acids)
Cellular component (GO): ribonucleoprotein complex; cytosol
Molecular function (GO): mRNA binding
Source: RefSeq, a predicted model, not a curated record
AAACUUGUUCAAUUCUAGAGAAUCGACAAUUCGGACAAUUCGACAGUAGAGUGAGUGAUGAUGAUGAACUUGUGAACCGGCUUUGCUUGAUAUUUUGUGUGACUAUAGUUUUGUGUUCUUUCUUUGUUCUAUAAUAUACAUCUCGCAAAUGAAUUAGUCAACUUCUUAAACUGCAAAUUUUAUUAGUAUUUUGUUUUUAGUAGUGUAGUACAUUCAUUAAAAGAACAAUGAUAAAAAACGAAAUGGAGAAUGGCGGCGGCGACGCCAAUUCCAAUGUGUCACCGACCAAGCUCAUGGUCAAUUACAUACCCGAAUUGAUGACGCGCGACAUGAUGUACGCGUUAUUCUCUGCGAUGGGCAAGAUUGAGAGUUGUAAAUUGAUCGCAAACAGGGGUUACGGUUUCGUGGAAUAUGAAAAACACGAGGACGCCGAGAAGGCUCGGGCGGCUUUCAACGGCCUCCUCAUGCAAGGAAAGACCUUAAAAGUAUCAUUCGCACUGCUCAAUCCAGAAAACAAAGUCAGCCAUAAACCAGACACAGAAUCGAACCUCUACAUUAGUAAUCUACCUCCUGAUAUGACGCUGGAACGUCUUAACAGCUUGUUUAGUUCAUUUGGGAUAAUAACCAAUAGUCGUGUAUCACAAGGCAUCGGAUUCGUAUGUUUCGAAAGCCGGUCGCAGGCAGAAGAGGCAAUAAAGCAUUUAAAUGGACAGACGCCGAUACCCGGUGCUGGGGCUAUAGCUGUUAAGUUUGCCAAUAAGCCCAAUGCAAAUAAGAACGCACCGCGACCCACUCCACGGGUCGGGGUGGGCGCUUCGCCAUUGGCUUACAAUGGAACAGCUGCAGUGUUUAAUGGGACCACGCCGGCCGCGUUUAAUGGCACGAACCUCAGCGCGGCGUUCGGUGCUCGACCGGCCGCCUUCGCGCCUGGAUUCCCACAAGCUUCACCACCACCUCUUCUACCAUCACCUGGUAAGGCCCUUCCUUUCAUCAACAAGGGCCAGCAGCGCUUUAACCCAAUGGCUGCAACUAACCACACACCACUGCCACUGCUCGGAGCCCCUGCCAGUCCUGUACCUCUGCUGGGUGCACCACCAGCGCCACAUCAAACUACAGUGUAUGUAUAUAAUAUUGGUGAGGAUACUGAGGAACUAGCUUUGUGGCAGCUUUUUGGGCCGUAUGGAGCAAUUGACUCCAUAAAAGUAAUCAAGGAUCCUGAAACAAAGAAAAACAAAGGUUUUGCCUUUGUAAAUAUGAGGGAAUAUGAUGAGGCUGCAAUGGCAAUUCAAGCACUCAACGGAUACACGCUCAAUGGACAGGUUCUAUCAGUUAGCUUUAAGACUCAGAAAAGAAAUAAUUAGGAUGUGGACGGACGUUAUAAACGCCGUUUUAUUUGUGAUCAUACCGGGCCGAAACCUUAAAAAGAAAUAUUUCAUUCCAAUCUCAGAAUAUUUUUGUAGUCGAGAAGGAAGAUCUUCUAUAUGCAUUUCAUAGUCGCAUAAGUAUUUUUGUAAGAUUUAAUAUAGUUUUAUAUUUGCAAAAACAUGACUAUCUGUGAGUUUAGUUGGCUUGACAGUAUCGUAUAUGUGUAUCCACUUUUAUCAUAUGAUAUGGUAUUAUAUUAUUGGACUAUGUAUGGACCUGUCGCAGUAUGUAUAUCUGACCAUAACGGGAGUUUGGGUAUGCUCCGCCUUGCAAGAUGUGUACCCCAGCUCCUGUAUAAAUCCUCCAGGUAUUUUAUUUUGUGUAAACAAAAGCAUUGUAUGUUUUUAAUCUUUAAUAAAUUUCAUGUUUAAAUAGAUAUUAAUGU